Molecule: messenger RNA, 3025 nt
Organism: Planococcus citri (citrus mealybug)
Lineage: Eukaryota; Metazoa; Arthropoda; Insecta; Hemiptera; Pseudococcidae
Product: pickpocket protein 19-like
Exons: 10
Coding region: 1-1647 (548 amino acids)
Biological process (GO): sodium ion transmembrane transport
Cellular component (GO): plasma membrane
Molecular function (GO): ligand-gated sodium channel activity
Source: RefSeq, a predicted model, not a curated record
AUGUACGCGAGUCGUAACUUUAAGAAAAGAGCUAUUCGUAAUUUUGUGAAAAUUAAUUUUCAAUCUAACUUCGCAGCAGAUUUAAAAGAUGAUUCGUUUUGGAAAAAGUACAGCACAGAUUUGUGUAAUAAUUUGUCAUUUCAUGGGCUCAGUCAUUUUGUGGAUAGUGAACGAUCAGUGGCAGAAAAAUUUUUCUGGGGAUGCUUAUUUGUGGGAGCUGUGAUUGGUGCAGUAACAUCGAUACGAUUAAUAUGGCUGAAUUUUAUUCAAAGCGUUACAGAAACUGUAGUAGAAACUACAUAUUACAAGUAUUCGCAUGUGGCUUUUCCAGCUGUGAUUAUUUGUGAAUCAUCCAGAGUUGAUUGGAGUAGAGCUUUGCAGUUGAAUGAAACUAAUGUUCCAGAAAUGGAUAAUGAAACGAAACCAGCGAUUUUGGAUCUGCUACAAGCUCUGGCUGGAAUAGAAUUUGGAGAAUUUGAUCGAUUUGAGGUUCUUCGAGAGCAUAAGCAUCUGUUACCAAAGCUUCAAACUAUCAAAAUAUCAGAUCUACUAUUAAAAUUUAAUAAACCUUCCUUAUUCCUGCUACUUUUGGAACCCAUCCAGGUGAAGAAAUCCUGCGAAGAAUUAUUCAUUGGAAAAUGCUGGUGGAGAAGCCAUUAUAUAGAUUGUUGCACAGUGUUCGAGUUAUCAAAAUCAGAAUUUGGCUACUGUUACGCAUUCAACUCUGAUCUAUCAGAGUAUAGUAAGAAACUCUCACUAGCCGAAGAGGGCAUCGAAAGUUACUGGAGAGAUCCAGAUGGUGUCUUGAGACCACGAAGAACAGGAUCCAGAGGUCAAUGGUCAGGAUUACGAGUGACUGUCCACACUCCACCUGCAGGUCUGCUCACACCACGAAAUGAUAUCAAGGCAGGGCUUAAAGUAUUUGUGGGUGAACCAAGAUCCUUUGUGAUGGGAGGUGAAAUCACAGUAGCAGCAGGCCAAUAUGGCAAUGUACAUAUUUGGGGUGAUCGAUUAUAUUCAACUGAUCGACUCCGACUAAUGGAUUCUAGAAAAAGACAAUGCUUAUACAGUAAUGAAGAUACAGCCUUAGGCCUUGAAUACUACUUGAGGCAGAACUGUAAAAUGGAUUGCUACAAGUAUCACACUUAUAAAUAUUAUAAUAAUCCUGCUUACCCUCCAUGCACUGUAGAAGAUCUACUAUGCCUGAGUGAUCAUAAUAGUAUCUUCAACAACAUGCUACCACCUUUUGCACAAGCUUUCUUUGAACCAAAUGAGACUGGAAUGAUGUGUGAUUGUAAGGCAGACUGCACUCAUCAAAUGUACAUUGCUGAAAUAACCAUAGCAGAAGAAUCAAAUUCGUCUCAUGAGGUGAUGCUGGACAUACAUUUCCGUCAGUCCACCUGCAUUUUAUACAGAACUGAUGUCACAUUCAGUUUGCUUGAUUUGUUGGUUGCUUUUGGAGGAUGCACAGGACUAUUCUUAGGUGGAUCAUUGCUAAGCUGCGUCGAACUUCUGUAUUUCCUCACAUUAAGACUGUACUUCCAAUGGAAAAGUUGGAAAACCAGUACUUCUACUGUUGGCAGCGCCACAACCUUACAAUCAUCAUCAACAACAACAACACCAGACAAAGGAGUAAUAAAACAAUAAUGUAUUUUUGUAUAUUUGUUACAACAUAGUAGAUACUUAUACAAAUUAAAAAUUUUUGUAUCUAAAAAUAAAUACAGUUCGUUGGAAGAGUAAGAAAUAAAUAAUAAAAACAUUUGCAGUACUUUUUUCUUCAUAAUUGUGUUUUUCAUUAAAUUGUUUUCAAGAAGAAAAAAUAGAAAAAUAGGUUCCUUAAAAAAUAAAUAACGGGAAAUACAACAUAACAAUAGAGCUAUCAUCCACAAUACAUUACAAUAUGGAUAGUGCACUCUUUCUAUAGGUAAGUAUCUGAUUGUCUGCCUUUGGGAAGUACAUAAUAAACAAUUAACAUACCUAUUUCAAAUUGAUAACAAGUAAUACACAUUACACACAUAGACAAUGUUAAUCAUGAUAGUCAUCAUCUCAUCACUUGACUCUGACAUUCCUUAAAUUAUCUCUAUUGAAAUUUUUAAUCGAGGAUAGUAACACGUCUCUUGGAUUCUCUGAACAUGGUUUUUGAUAACUCAUCCUAUUUUGGCUGACUGGUUUAAGGGAAGGCAUUACAGGAGGUGGGGGAGGUAUACCUACAGAUUUUGUGGUGAUAACUUCUGCAGGCUGGGGUGAUUGUUCUUUGCGGAAAAUUCUGAAGAAAGAUUUCUUCUCAGGGGAUUGUUUAGGAGUAGAGGGUUUUUCAGCAGGAGUUGAUUUAUUGUCAUUACCAUUUAGUUUCUCUGUCUCUAGUAAUUUAUUUUUAUAGUUACGGAAGGUGUAUUGUUCACUGGAUCUUGUUGCUGAUGAUUCAGGGGGAUUGGUUGCUGGUGCAGUCGUGAAGACUGGAUAGCUAUGGCGUUUAAUUGUCGUAUCUUCGGUUAUUUCGGUAACAGAUUUGUACUUAUUGUUGUAUGGUGCUGAGCAAUUGAACAUGAUUUUGGUCUUGGAGACAUUAUUCGUGUAACUGCUGGUGGUGGUUUCAGUGGUGGUGGUUUUUUUGGUGGUGGUAGUGGUAUUAUCAUCAUAAUUGCUGUGACCGUUGACAAUACCAUUGACUUUGGUGGAAAUAGGCUCAGUACCAUUGACUUGAGUUGGUUUAGUGUUGUUGACCAUCAUGCUUUGGGAUCGACUAACUCCAUUGGUCAAAUGGUCACCAAACAUGUAACAAGAGGCUGGUCUGGGUUUUUCUUUAUUGACGUUUUUGACUGGAUCAUUGACCUGGUAGGUUUUCUCCAAUUGCUGGACGAAUGGCUUUUUGAACUCGACAGCUCGAACAAUAGGUACGCGAGAUGGGUCUGUGUUGUUAUCUGAUCCGGCAGACUUUGAUGUUGAAUCUUGAUCGCAUUUUGAUUGGUCGGCAACACCAGUCUCAGAGCCGUUCUGGUUUGAGGAGAACAUCUCAGCGUGCCGG